AUGCCUUUUUUUAACACUAUUUCGUUAACGAGAAAAAUGUGGCCAAAAGUAUUGCAAUCCGUAUUCAUUUUGCUGUCUAUUGUUUGCCAUUUGUCCGCACCGUUACAACUGAGGGCCGGUCAGUGUCCGCGCAUUAAACCCAAAGCUAGCUUUGACAUUAACAAGGGUCAUAAAGACCGUUAUUUAUUCAAGGUAUAUUAUGUGAGAGCACAUCCGAGUCAUUAA
Medioppia subpectinata is the source of this 225-nucleotide messenger RNA. The record is from the annotation of a GenBank genome assembly. NCBI's taxonomy places the organism in Eukaryota, Metazoa, Arthropoda, Arachnida, Sarcoptiformes, Oppiidae.